This is a messenger RNA of Talaromyces stipitatus ATCC 10500, 1158 nucleotides long. Its product is annotated as n6-DNA-methyltransferase, putative. The record is from RefSeq and is a predicted model, not a curated record. NCBI's taxonomy places the organism in Eukaryota, Fungi, Ascomycota, Eurotiomycetes, Eurotiales, Trichocomaceae. The transcript is spliced from 2 exons. Gene Ontology annotation, biological process: methylation. Gene Ontology annotation, molecular function: nucleic acid binding; methyltransferase activity. Bases 73 to 1158 code for a protein of 361 amino acids. Gene Ontology annotation, cellular component: mitochondrion.
AAGUCCUCUAUGUAUGAUUUGACCAUCGACAAUUGCGUGCCCUGCUUUUAGCAAUUAGAAGUGCAAGCUCUCAUGCCAAGAAUACCCACGAGACUUGUUUUGAAAGCCUACAAGGAGAACCCUCUGUUGCUUGACCUCCUCAAAGAAUGCCGGACUCUUGAAAAUGCCCGGAACGAAUUGCGCUGGCUCCGUGAAGGUGCCAUCGCCAAAUUUCCACCUCCCGGAACCUCUUCUAAAGGACAGGAUGUUUACUCCACGCAUACAUGGCAACGAGAAUUACGAAAGAUGUGUGACGAUCGCAGCAAGGGGAAACCUCUCCAGUAUAUACUUGGUGAUCAGCCUUUUGGGGAUCUGGACAUACUCUGCCGGAAAGGAGUUUUGAUACCACGUGGCGAAACCGAGUCUUUUACAUUUCAUACCAGAGAUGUAAUAUUGGAAGCGCACUCUGCAAAAUAUCUGGGUAAAUCUUUACGAAUUCUUGAUUUGUGCAGUGGUAGUGGCUGCAUAUCACUGCUCCUUCACUCACUUCUUGCUUCCCAUUUCAAAGAUCUCACCAUAGUGGGAGUCGAUGUGGAUCCACGAGCUAUUAGCCUAAGUCAGAAGAACAAACUACACAAUAUACGGCGCGGCCUUCUGUCGCCGCGGGCACAGAACGAGGUCUGUUUCCUAAAAGCUGACAUCUUAGAUUCUAUCGAAUCUGGCAAGCGCUCUUUUCUGGACACCCUGCAACCCCACUUCCCUGGAAGCAAUACUCAAAGCACAUGGGAUGUUCUCAUUUCGAAUCCGCCUUACAUAUCAACGUCCAACUUCUGUAAUGGCACAACUUCCCGGAGUGUUCGGAAAUAUGAGCCAGUAAGGGCCCUUGUACCUCCGAUCGUCCACUCUCCGUUCUGGAAGGAACUAGGCUUCGAACAUGUAGCCCGGGAGGAUAUUUUUUAUGUUAGGUUGCUGUCUCUCAUUCAUCAACUCCAUGUGAAGAUCACAGUUUUAGAAUGUGGUGACUUGGAGCAAGCUCGACGUAUCAUGACCAUGGCUGAAGUUCUAUCUGAGAAGGUUGGGGCCAAUGGAAGGCAAUGCGUGUACAUCUGGAAUGAUGGUUGUGCUGUGAAUGACAAUGAUGGAGGCGCCCGGGCAGUCAUUAUAGAGAGCCUGUUAUAA